AUGGACUCUUUGGAAAACACAAAAAACAGCCACCUUUUCUCAGAAAGCAGAGAAUUAUCUCCAAGAGAUCUAGUGUGCUGGACAAGGGAGGAAACUAGUAAGGCAACCACCUCUAAUGUGAUUUCCCAAAUAUCGAGUUUAAGAGACGACACCAGCCAGAAAUGUUGUCUAAGACUGACCGGUUGAUACAGCAGCAAAUCGCUCGAUACUUCAGCCGGUUAUCUGCCGCAACAAAAAUUGGUUUAUUGAUGAGGUCCCCCUCUGUAAAUACGAAUAAGGAAGGAGAGGCCGAUGCCAAUGAUCUAGCUUCAGAAUUCGAAACUGACCGAACAAGGCAGAAGAUAAGGAGAGACCUUGCAAAAUUUAGACGAAGACUGCAGGAGAGGGUAAAGCUGAUAUUAAGCUAA
This is a messenger RNA of Pocillopora meandrina, 407 nucleotides long. The record is from the annotation of a GenBank genome assembly. Lineage: Eukaryota; Metazoa; Cnidaria; Anthozoa; Scleractinia; Pocilloporidae.